AUGGCUGGAACAUCGGAGACGAACUGGGUUGUAGAAGUCGGUGAGCUUCUCCGGCGAGACGGCCUUCGAAUGGCUUUAGAAACUCCAACUUCCAUCUUCAAGCUGCCGGAUUCAGUAACCAAAGAAAACCCACAAGCUUAUUCCCCUUCUCGUCUGCUUCUUGGGCCAUUUCAUGAGCUCAGCCAUGAGCUUCACAAAAUGGAGAUCUUCAAGCUGGAGCAAGCAAAAGUGACCAAGGAAAGAUUUCAGCUUCCUGAGCUCACUCUAAUGGUGGAUCAACUCAAGGAAUUAGAGGUCCCGAUUCGAGCCUCCUAUGGCGCAAAUUUGGCGAUCGGCUCGGACGCUUUGGCUUCGAGAAUCCUCAUUGAUGGCCUGUUCUUGAUCUGGUUAUUGCAAAUCUAUGCUGAUGAGAAAAAUUAUCCAGGGAUUCUUCAAGGUUUGUCCACGGAGGAUGAGUUAGGGCCUAAGAUCAGACCGAAAGGUGUAGUCGAUGGACAACAGGUGAAUAUUCCUGUACUACCCCUUGUUGGUCCCGAGGGACGGAGGAGGCUAGGGUCGUCUGAUCGGCUUCAUAACCGACGAUAUAAGCUCGAAUUGCCAGUUUUCGACGAGCAAGAAUUGUAUCUAAAACUCGAGGGAAACAUGGCGACAAUGACCCGGAACGAGAUACUCAAAGAUUUACUAAAGCUCGAGAAUCAAAUUCCAAUACAAGUACUCAAAAGGGUAUUACCAAAAGAUUUGAUUGAAAAUUUGCCUAUUUUGUUCUACAAAUUCUGCGUGUUCGUCUCACCAUUAUCACUUCCUUCAGCCGACAAAUUUACAACAUCUAAUGACAAUCCAUUCCUUAAUUUGUCCGAAAUUCUCGACCAAUCUCAACAUUUGCUUCACUUUUUAUACGCUUUACUAUACUACCAAAGGUUCCUGGCUUACAGGCCAAGCCAAGACUACAGGUCUGGAUCUUUGUUCGUCGAGUUAUUGAAUUUGUUGGCUAAAGUUGUUCAAGUUGGCAUUGUUCAGCAGCUGGUUGAAGCUGUGGGUUUGAUCCAAAGCUUAAUUGGGAUGCUUGGGAAAAUCCAUCACUCAUCGCCGUUCGAAACCGAAACCUCCCCCGGACUUCCUUCCGCUACGAAAUUGAGAAAAGUCGGAGUGAAAUUCCACGGCGGCGAUGGUGGCGGGUUCGACGACGAAUCCGCCACUCUAACACUACCCAGCGUCACAAUCAAUGAUUUCUACGAAGUAAUAUUAAGAAAUUUGGUGGCGUUCGAAGUCGAAGCGAAGAUGAAUCCGAGUAGUUUAUCGCAUUACGUGACAUUAAUGAAUGGACUGAUUGCUACAACGAAAGAUGUUGGGAUUCUCAAGCGAGCUGGGAUUAUCGUCGGAGGUCGUUCAGGCGAUGAAGACGACGUUGUAAAGCUGUUCAAGGACCUUGGAAAUGUUGUCGUGAAAGGGGGUUUCGAUUCGGAAGAGGGUCGGUCCAAUUUCGAGUCGUUUAUGAAUUUUGAAGGUCGGAUCGGUGAAGAAAUUAUGAAGUACUAUGAAAGUCGAUGGAUGGUUAAAGCGGAAAGAUUUGUGAAGAGAUAUAUAUUUCCUGUGCUGCAAGGCUUGAUGAUAUUGGUGGUUGUAGUUCUUAUUCUUAUUGUGGCUAUACGCACAGUUUGUGCCAUCUUUGACGAUAUACCAGUGUACACCAAGAAGGAGUUAGUUGACAGUGAACACCUAAGGGGAGUUUUGAUGGAUUUCUGCAACGCUUACACAUUUAACCAAGGAGGGCAAGCCCUUCGAUUGGACACCAACAUGGGAACAAAAUUCCAGGAACAUAAGGAAAGGUUGGUGACUGCACCCGUCGUCAUAGUACCAGAUGAAUCAGACAACCUUGUAACAUGUAGAGCCAAUGUUGUAGUUGAUGCUUUGAGCAGGAAGACUGCUCAUACCUCUGUAAUGAUCAACAAGCAAGAGAAGUUACCGGAUGAGAUGAAGAAUGCUGAAAUUGAGGUUGUAGCUAGAGGUGGUACCGCUCAGAUAGCAUAG
This is a messenger RNA of Cucurbita pepo subsp. pepo (vegetable marrow), 2028 nucleotides long. The record is from RefSeq and is a predicted model, not a curated record. NCBI's taxonomy places the organism in Eukaryota, Viridiplantae, Streptophyta, Magnoliopsida, Cucurbitales, Cucurbitaceae.